CCUAUAAUAAACUGUCUGUCAGAUGAACAGAGUCAAGACUCCUGUGAGAGACUCAGAUGAGCGUUUGCGCUUCCAGUGGACGGAGCGUUGGAUCCAUACUGACACUGGGAAUCAGGAAGAUGCGUUGUGGAGUCUAUCAUUUAAGACUAGCAGCCGUUUUAGCGCUGCUGCCAUGCCUAUUGUGUUUCAAUGUGGAUGAGAAGAACAAGAUGUCAUUCAGUGGACCGGAGGAAGACAUGUUUGGAUAUACUGUCCAACAGUUUGAGAACAAUGAGGGAAAGUGGGUUCUCAUUGGUUCUCCUUUGACUGGACAGCCGGCAAAACGGACUGGAGAUGUGUACAGGUGCCCUGUGGGGCAACACAACAAAAAAAAUGAGUGUGAAAAAUUCUAUUUGCCAGAAAACACAACAAUUCCAAACAUACAUGAAGUCAAGGAAAACAUGACUAUGGGAACGACAUUGGUGGUUAACCCAGACGGCAACGGAUUUCUGGCCUGUGGUCCUCAGUAUGGAUACAUGUGUGGAAAGCAGCAGUACAUCACAGGCAUCUGUUCUAAUGUGAGCUCCUCCUUCAAAGUUCUCAACUCCAUCGCUCCAACUGUAAGAGAGUGCAAGCAGGAUAUGGACAUUGUCAUAGUGCUGGAUGGAUCCAACAGCAUCUACCCCUGGAAUCAUAUCACUGAGUUCCUGGUCAAGUUUCUCCAGAACAUUGAUAUUGGACCUGCCCGAGUGGGCAUCGUGUCGUAUGGAGAUGAAGUCGGCCACGUCUUUAAUCUCAGCCAGUUCAACAACACAAAGGAGCUUGUUGAAAAAGCUGCUGGUAUCCCACAAAAAACCGGACACAAAACCAUGACGGCUCUUGGCAUUGAUACAGCAAGGAAAGAGGCCUUUACGAAGGAGAGAGGGGCGAGACUGGGCGUCAAAAAAGUCAUGGUGAUCGUCACAGAUGGAGAGUCACAUGACUACUACAGAUUAAAAGAUGUCAUUGAUGAGUGUGAAAAGGAUGGUAUUGAGAGGUUUGCCAUUGCUGUCCUUGGUGACUACAAUCGACAAAAUAAAAGCACUGAAGAUGUGAAGAAGUUUAUUAAGGAAAUUGAAGACAUUGCUAGUGAGAACAAAAAUGAUCAUUUCUUCAAUGUGUCGGAUGAAAGCGCACUAGUAAACAUCGUUGAUGCGCUUGGAAGCAAGAUCUUUGCCUUAGAAGCCACAUCAGGGAACCACACAUCCUCAUUUGAGAUGGAAAUGUCGCAGUCAGGGUUCAGCGCUCACACGUCUAAAGCUGGUGUCAUGCUGGGAGCUGUAGGAGCUUACGACUGGAAUGGCACCGUAGUGAUGCAAGCCGACAAUACAUUUGUUGUUCCCAAAAAGAGCGCCUUCCAUAAUCCUGCGGUGCAGAGGUACGAAGGCAUGUCUGGAUACGUAGGUUAUGACGUGCAGUCAGCAUACACACCUAAAGGGGUGCUGUACAUCACAGGAGCGCCACGGUUUAACCACAGCGGCCGUGUCACUGUGUACCGAUUUGAUGGGGAAAAUAUCACUAUUACACAGACGCUGAAUGGAGAGCAGAUUGGCUCGUAUUUCGGCAGCGUUCUCCAGACGCAUGACAUUGACCAAGACAAUUACACCGACAUACUUCUGGUAGGAUCUCCGAUGUACAUGGGGCCGGAGAGGGACGAACAAGGUCAAGUCUAUGUCUACAAACUCAAUGAGGAUGGGCUGUUUGAACAUGAGAUGACACUCAAGCCAGUCAAUCAAACAUGCUGUUAUGGUCACUCGAACAGUAACUGUAAAAGCACUAUUAAAAAUGAGCCGUGCGGAGCACGAUUCGGUACGGCGAUCGCUGCCGUAACCGACCUCAACAAGGACAAAUUCAAUGACAUUGUGAUUGGAUCGCCAUUAGAGAAUGACCACAGAGGAGCGGUGUAUAUUUAUCACGGUUCUCAGAAAUCAAUAAAGAAUGAAUAUGUACAGCGCAUCGCUGCUGGGGGAGAUGGAGAAAAGAUGAAGUUCUUUGGCCAAUCAAUUCACGGCAUCAUGGAUUUAAAUGAUGACGGUAUCAUAGAUGUCACCAUUGGUGGAAUAGGAGGCGCCGCACUUUAUUGGUCUCGGGAUGUUGCAGAACUUUUUGCAAAUAUGACCUUCGACCCAAGCAAGAUCAAUCUGCAACAGACGUGUCAGGUCCACGGCAAGACCACAGUAUGUGUGAAGACCAAAGUCUGCUUCAAGUAUCAAAUCAAGGGGAAAGAAACCGACACAAAAAAUGUCAUCAGGUACAGUUUGACACUGGACUCUCUUAGAGCGAUCUCCAGAGGACGCUUCAAUGAAACAGACGAAAGAAGGUUGCAGAAAAACGUAUCUAUCGAUGGCACGCUUUGCAGAGAACACACCUUCUACACGUCGGAUAAGCUGGAUUUCAGAGAUCCCAUUAUGGUCACACUGGAAUUCGGUUUAGUGGAAGAGGAUAAAGGUCCGGUGCUGGAUGCAGCGUUACCGACAUCAAUUAACAAAACCAUUGCUUUAGUUGACUGUGGAAAUGAUGACAAGUGUGUUGCUAAUCUUCACCUCAAAGCGACCGCUGACAUUUCAAGCCUUGUCAUAAGGAGUAACCAGGAGAAGUUUUAUGUCAACGUUAAAAUCCACAAUACCGAAGAUCAUGCUUACAACACCAAGGUCACGAUAAGCCACACAGAAAACAUCAACUAUGUCAAAGUUGAGCCUAAGGAUAAGGACUGUGAGACUGACAACACCAGAAUAGUGUGUGCAGUUGGAUAUCCGUUUCUCAGAAGUAACAAAGAGGAAACCUUCAAAAUCCAAUUUGAGCCCAAUCCUUCUCAUAUUCGUAAAGACAUUGUUAUCAACGUUACUGCGACCACUGAUAGCGAGGAACCAGAGUCUGCACUGAAAGACAACUUUGUGAGCAUCGUCAUACCUGUGAAGCACGAAGCCAACCCACGAUUCACUGCUGUCAAGUAUAUGAAGGAGGACUACAUCAUAUUAAAAGGGAAGGACACCAUACCAAGUGUUUUCAACCACACUAGUGUGAUCGGAGAUGAGGUCAAAAUCAGCUAUACGAUUGAGAGAGACACAGAAAUGCAGAGUCCUCCAUUUCAGCUCCAAAUAACCUUCCCAUAUCGCACAGCCGGAGCAAACUGGCUGCUGUACUUCACAGAUCUCACCCAUUCAGCGAACAUCAACUGUGAUGCCAAAAAGUUGAUUAACCCUUUAAACAUCAAACCUGACAAUCCUUACACAGUUACUUCUAAGAAAGAAAGCUUGAGUGUCUAUCUUUUGAGUUGUAAAGAAGAAAGAAACCCCUGCAAAUCAUUUAGCUGUUCGAUCCCACCUGCUGACUUCAACCAGAUCAAUGCCACUUUUAGAGUUUGGCGACCCACCUUCAUCAAAGGAGAAUUUUCUAGCAUCAACAUGGCUGUUGAUGCAAUGCUGGAGAGCAAAGACCCUGAGCUGUUUGUGUUAAAUCAGAAUGUCAUAAGUCGUGAGGUCAAAAUACAAGUAACCAAAGAUAUACAAACUGGAAUCCCGCUGUGGAUUAUCAUCUUGAGUAUUCUCCUAGGAUUAUUAAUACUGGCUCUUGUCAUCUUCGCUUUAUGGAAGGCUGGAUUCUUCAAGAGAAAAUCAGUAGAAGAAAUGAAUGAAGAAAAGAAGGAUUCUGACUGAGGAUUAUAGAUCCGUAGAUGGCAUUCUUCAGGUCAACUCAUGCAAGACAACCAGCAAAGGUCAUUGAGAUUAUAAUGAAGAAAUCUGAAAAUCAGAGUCACGUAGUAAAUUGGGGUUCCCUGCAUUUAAGAGUUGACCGACAUUUUGCUUGACACUUUGAAUAAUCUUCAUGUUCCCAGUGCAAAAUUCAGCCAAAUGUGAACUCCAGUGAACUUCUCACACACCACAAGGUUGGUGGACAUGUUGCCAAACCCAGAGAGUCAAGCUUUGAAAAGCAAAGCGGCGUAUGUUCAUCUAACUUGAACCUGAAAUCCCACCAGCCAAAAAAAAAAAAAACACAGGAGGCAGGAGCACAAGUCAUGUGUUCUCAUCCGUAUCCAUCAUCAGCAAAGGAGAGUUCAGUAACCUGUCCUGGCUUUACAUACCAAAACUUCAACAGAGAUCUACAGCUCUUAAUCAGAAACAUACCUUCAUAUGGGUCACAGAUUUAUAUACUGUAUGUAGAUCUAUGUCAUUUAUUUGUUUGGGGAGGGUUUUUGUAAAGCACUGUACAGUAAUGUUUUUUUGAGCUUAGUGUUAUCGGCACAUUCCUUUUAAUUCACAACGCAGGUUUUGGCACUGAUGUUUCUCACACUUUUUGUCUUUAUCCGAGCAUGAAGAUCAAAAGGUCUGGUUGUACUGUAAAUGUAAAGCUUAAAGUGUACAUAAGGUUAUGUUUGCAAUAUCACUUUAUUGAUAAAUGAAUAGCUUUAUCGGUGCGAUUUCGACACAUUGUAGAAAACAAUUUCACACCUACAACAUUUCUCAGGUAUUCCAGACACACAGCGUUUGGAAUCAUACAAUUAGACAGUCAUUCAUAUUUCCUGUUUAGUUCCCGCCAUAUGUACAUAUUAUAAAAUAAUUACUGUACUUGACUAAACAAGAAAUGUAUUUUUUCAGAUUUUGCCAAAAUAUUUCUUCUGCUGAGAGAAAAUUAAUGUAGAAAGCACUGUUAGAAGAAAAUGAUCCCUACUGUAUUUGUCACUGGGGCGGUACGCUUUCACAAUGACACUUUUGCACCUAAAGAUAUUAUUAGGACCUUAUAAGAGUACUGCCCCAGUGACAGCAUGGGUCAUGAUUUUUCUGAAGUGCACAGAAUAAAUAAUAUUAGUUAUAUGAACUGCUUUUUGAAACAUAACAGACCCUGAAAAACAACAGCUUAAAAGAUAGUAUGUUUUAAAUCAAACAACAUGAGUUAUAAGCAGUGUUGGGGGUAACGCAUUACAAGUAACGCGCAUUACGUAAUAAUAUUAUUUUUCUGAAGUAACGAGUAAAGUAAUGCAUUACUUUAUAAAUAUACACAUUCAUAUUUGAGUUACUUUUAUUAAAAAGUAAUGUGAGUUACUUUUCAAUUUAAUUAGUUCAAUUUAAAAAUAAAAUAAUGUACUGAAUUAAACGGAACAUAUUAACGUAAAAUUACGCACUCUUUGCGCCUGAGCAGGAACAGUUUGAAUCGGAAACAGGCCAUGACAUUUUUGCGAUCAUAAAAAAACACCUGCAAGGCCUGAAAGACAUCAAGUAAGAAAAAGUAACGCAAAAGAAACGUAAAAGUAACGUAAGGAUUACUUUCCAUGAAAAGUAACUAAGUAACGCAAUUAGUUACUUUUUCUGGGAGUAACUUAUUAUAGUAAUGCAUUACUUUUAAAAGUAACUUCCCCAACACUGGUUCUAAGUAUAUGAUGACAGAGUUAUUCAUUUACGUGAUGCAAAAACCGCUAAACGCCACCUCUGUCAAAAAUAAUGAUGUCAACCGAAUGCUCUUGGCGUGCAUCAAACACUUUUGCUUCAAAUCUGCUUAAUCCUGAUCUCAGGCCAUUCAGAAAUCCAUUAAGAGUCAGUAGUAUACUGUAGAUAAAUGUUUAUGGCCCUUAUGGGCUGAUAAAUAGUAUAGAAACAUGAAACACAAAGCACCAGUGUGGUGCAGGUAAAGAAUGCACAGUACCGACUAAAUACAGAUAUUGUAUAUGAGUGCCUUAAUAUGCAGUUCACUGAGUUUAUGAGUGGGGGGAAAUUGAUUCAUUUGUGACCCUGCCUGUGAAAUCAAGAUUAAUCUAAUAAUAAUAUGAGAAAGAGCAAGUAUGAUUUUAAUCACUGAUUUCAUAUUGAUUUCAAUCUUUGACAUGAUCUUACUCAGUCAAUAUUAAAAAUAUCAAAUAUUAUUUAUGUAGGAUGAUUUUAUGUACACUCUUAGAACGGAUGUGUUAAAAACAACACAAUAUGUGUCAGUUUAGGGACAACACACCAAAUGUGUUGUCCCAGAAUACACACAUAUCUCUGUUAUUAUUGGAACAAAACAUUUUGUGUUACUUUUAACUAACUUGUGUUUUAUUUAAAUACAAAAUCAACACUAAAUGACACAUAAUUUGUUAAAAUGACACAUAAUGUGUUAAAAUGACACAUAAUGUGUUUAAUAGCAUAACAAAAAACAAAAAAUGAACACAUCCUUUCCUAGAGUGAUAGAAAACAGUAAAUACCUUUAGUUGGGUUUUACAGACUGGGUCAAAUUUCUCUUAUUACCCAUACAAUUAAUGUAAUGUAUUAUGAAUAAAUGCAUUAAUAAUGCAUUAAGCCAUUGUUUUAAGAUUUGUAAAAAUGUAGCUGAACAUUUAUUUUCAUUCUCCAUUUAUGUCACUUUCAUCUUCUUCCUAUGUUGAAGUGUCAGAUAAAAAAAAUGUGAUCAUCAAUUGAAAAUAAUUUUAAGUGUGAAAAUGUAACACAUUCAGAGUGAAAUUAUAUUUUGGUUACACUUUAUUUUUAUCGUCCAGUUGAUUUAUUCUACCAACUUUAAGUUUAUAUACUACUAAACGUCACACAAAAAAGACCAAAGGAGUAUUAGUAGAUGGUGUUAGGGUUAGUGGGUUAAGCUGACAUAGUUGAAAAAGUACAUAAAGGGACAUAAAAUUAUUUUCCGACCCCUAUACAAACCUAUAUACAUUUCUUUGUUCUGCAAAAUUCAAAUGAGUAUAUUUUGAACAAUAUUUGUAGCCAAACAGAUCUGGGGCACCAUUGACUUCCAUAGUAAGAGAAAAUAAUAAAAUAAUAAGUGAAUGGUGCCCCAGAUCUAGCAAAACAAAGACAUUUAUACAGGUUUGGAACAGCGUGAGUGUUAGUAAAUGAUGACAGCAUUUAAAUUGUUUGGUGAACUAUUCCUUUAAAAUCAUUUGAAAGCCUGUUGAGGGAUCAUCACAAUAAAGUGUUAGUAGAUAUUAAGCAGACCGUCUACUAAAAGUUGAUGAAAAGAUUCUAAGUAAUUUGUGGUUAAUAAAAUGUCUAAAGUGGACUAUCAGAAUAAAGUGUUACUUUUAUUUUUUUCUUUCAAAGGAGGCAAAAACAAUUCAGGAAAAGUGCUUUUUAUUCAGGUGGUACUUUGUUGUACUUAAUUUUCUUCACGUGUCACAUUACCUUUUGCUUACUUCCAAUGUCACAGUUUUGUAAAUGUAUUAUGAGGUUUGAAAUGUAUAUAAGAUCACUCAGCAUUCAUUUUUAAGCACAUAAAAAAAGUAAAAAAAAAAACAGUUUGGCUUUGAAAACAUCAAGCCUCGCUCUGAAUUGGAGUCAGUCACUCUGCUGUGAAGUUUCUGUGUAAUGCACUGGUUUGUCAUGUUGUACAUACUCACCACAGAAAUUUAAAGCAUGGCACAUAUUGUCAAAAAACAUGCGCAGAAUAUAAUAAAUGCUUAUUUUGUAAUUUA
Messenger RNA from Paramisgurnus dabryanus, 7405 nucleotides. It is a transcript of the gene itga1, whose product is annotated as integrin, alpha 1. The record is from RefSeq and is a predicted model, not a curated record. Gene Ontology annotation, biological process: cell-cell adhesion; integrin-mediated signaling pathway; cell adhesion mediated by integrin. Gene Ontology annotation, molecular function: integrin binding. Gene Ontology annotation, cellular component: integrin complex; external side of plasma membrane. NCBI's taxonomy places the organism in Eukaryota, Metazoa, Chordata, Actinopteri, Cypriniformes, Cobitidae.